Messenger RNA from Dendrobium catenatum, 605 nucleotides. RefSeq lists its product as uncharacterized. Gene Ontology annotation, molecular function: nucleic acid binding. The annotation marks the transcript as partial. Gene Ontology annotation, biological process: DNA integration. The transcript is spliced from 3 exons. Lineage: Eukaryota; Viridiplantae; Streptophyta; Magnoliopsida; Asparagales; Orchidaceae. The record is from RefSeq and is a predicted model, not a curated record.
AUGGGCAAAGUACAUGAGGGGCUUUGUGGUGCUCAUCAGUCCGGACCUAAGAUGAAGGUCAGAAUUAAACGCCUUGGUUAUUACUGGCCGACUAUGAUCCGUGAUUAUGUAGUGGGUUCUAUUGACCGUCCUUCCUCUAAGGGUCAUAGGUUUAUUCUGGCUGCAACUGAUUACUUCUCUAAGUGGGCAGAAGCUAUCCCGCCUAAGGAAGUCAAAUCAGAAGAUGUGAUGCGCUUCUUUCGCGAUCACGUCGUUUACCAUUUUGGUGUUCCGCGCUGUAUAAUUUCGGAUAACGGCCCAUCUUUUAGAAGCACCAAAAUUGCUAGAUUUGCCCGCCGCCAUAACAUAAAUUGGACUACAUACCGUACUCCGACUCAGUGUACACCAUAUGCUUUAGCUUUUGGGGUCGAAGCCGUUCUCCCACUUGAGGUUGAGCUCCCUUCGUUGCGUAUAGUAGUUAGCCACAAUCUGUCUCACAAAGAUAAUGCCCGACUCCGGUUGGAAGAACUUGAUGGUUUAGAAGAGCUUCGUUUGCAAGCUUAUCAGAACUUAAGGCCCGUAUGGCCCAGGCCCAUGAUCGCCUUGUUCGACCCCGUGCUUUUCAG